This is a messenger RNA of Macadamia integrifolia, 865 nucleotides long. RefSeq names its product polygalacturonase non-catalytic subunit AroGP3-like. Lineage: Eukaryota; Viridiplantae; Streptophyta; Magnoliopsida; Proteales; Proteaceae. The coding region runs from base 38 to 505 and encodes 155 amino acids. The transcript has 2 exons. The record is from RefSeq and is a predicted model, not a curated record.
GAGACCUACUCAUUCCUUUCUUUGUUUUAGUUCCACCAUGAUGCAUUCCAUUUUGUUGCUUGGACUUCCGAUAGUAACAUCCUUUAGUGGUUCUCAAGCUGAAAAUGCCUUCUUAGAAUACUGGGAAGAGCAUAUUGGUCUUUCAUCCCCUCCACAUUGGUUACCUGAAAAGGCUUCUUCAUUAAGCUCCCAUCAAGAUGCAGUGUUUAAGAAACUUUUGGAGAAAAAUGAAUUGACAUCCCACCUGCGUUCAUUCUGUAAGCAAGCUAAUGUAGCUUGUUCUACAAAUGUAUUGGUGAAGAAGACAAUGGACAACACAACCUCACCACCAAUAGCCCAAUGGAAUGAAGCCAAACUAACGUAUGAUUUUCCUAAUGACAAACCCCUGGUGAUAGCCAGCCAAGGGGGAUUGCCAUAUUUCAGGGAGUCAAUGGUGAAAGAGGGAAGUUUCAUGCCCAUCCCUAGUCUAAGGGAUCCAAUGUCAUAUAAAUCGUUCUUGCCGUGAUCUUUGGCAACAAAAAUUCCAUUUUCCGUUGCCCGUUUCAAGGAAGUGAAGAAGCUUUUUGGCAUGGAAGAUGAAUCAAACAUGGUUGAAUAUAUUCAAGACACCCUCAAGAUAUGUGAGAAGAGUCCCAUUCGAGGUGAGAAAAGAACAUGUGCAACUUCCGCUGAGGAUCUUAUUGAUUUUGUCAUCGAGGAAUUAGGACACUAUGUAUAUGUAUGGAGUACUGAAAGCAUUGAAGGAUCUUAUGAAAAUGUCACAAUUGGAGCUGUGAAACUCAUAGAUGGAAAUCUUUUUGAAUCACCAGCCUUAUGCCAUAGCCAGCCAUUCAUAUUUCAAGUCUAUUAUUGCCAUGUUUUACAG